AUGUAUCGGCUUGAAGGACGGAGAAGUGGUAUUGAAAAAUUAGAGUCGCCGCUGAAAAACAAUCAGUUUUUGAAGAUGAAUGCUAUCGAUGAAGAGAUUUUCGGCAGUUUAGCACAGAAAAGCCGGGAAGCAGAAACCUUUCGUCGUGUUGCAUUUUUUGGCGUUUUCAUCUCAACAAUUGCUGCACUUACUGCCGUUAUUGCUGUUCCAACCGUUUUUGGCUAUUUACUUCGUGUACAGUCAACACUUCAAUAUGGUACUACCGCUGCUGUAGCAGCAGCCGUGGAUCAAGAUGACCCUACAAUACAGAAUAACGAUAAUAAUAUAGACAGUGCUGACGGCAUUACAAGUACUAUAAGCAGAAGCGACAGAAAUAAUGGCAGGAGCAGAUGCUCCUGCAAAACUGGCCUUCCGGGACCGCCAGGAGCACCAGGUGAAGAUGGUCGCGAUGGGCUUGACGGGGCGCCAGGAGUUGAUGGUACUGAUGGAAAAGAUGCAGACCCGUACGAACAACCAAGACCUGAGGAUUUCUGUUUUGAGUGUCCAGAAGGACCAGCAGGCAGUCCAGGAGAGCCAGGUCCGAAAGGCCCGAGAGGAGCACCUGGCGAUAGUGGCACAGCAGGUCUGGAAGGACCUCCAGGUCCUGUCGGACCACCUGUUCUUGGGUCUGCUGAUCUUGUUUACUGUUUUCAGUUGUCCGGUCCAGCAGGUCCACCUGGCCCUCCGGGUCCACCCGGUCCCGACGGUCCGCCUGGUCGGCGCGGCAAAAAUGGAAAUCCUGGGCUGCCUGGGCCAGCUGGUCCACCCGGCGAUCAAGGACCACUUGGAGCUCGUGGACGUGCCGGUGCUGCCGGUGAAAAAGGUCCGGCUGGCAAAUCUGGCGGAGCUGGCAGCUGCGAUCACUGUCCUUUGCCGCGAACUGCGCCUGGUUAUUGA
Molecule: messenger RNA, 936 nt
Organism: Gongylonema pulchrum
Lineage: Eukaryota; Metazoa; Nematoda; Chromadorea; Rhabditida; Gongylonematidae
Source: the annotation of a GenBank genome assembly